AUGCUUAAGAAAUACGUUAAUGCACGCUCUCAUCCACCACGGAUAGUCGAGCAUCCGAUAGAUACGACAGUGCCGCGUCAUGAACCGGCGACACUUAAUUGCAAAGCCGAGGGUUCACCAACGCCCACAAUACAAUGGUUUAAGGACGGUGUGCCGUUGAAAAUACUGCCCGGAUCCCAUAGGAUUACGCUGCCGGCAGGUGGAUUGUUUUUUCUCAAGGUUGUAAAUUCGCGCCGUGAAACAGAUGCCGGCGUCUAUUGGUGUGAGGCGAAAAAUGAGUUGGGCGUAGCGAGAAGUCGGAAUGCCACAUUGCAGGUUGCGGUGCUGCGCGACGAAUUCCGUCUGGAACCGCAAAAUACACGCAUAGCACAGGGUGACACAGCACUAUUGGAAUGUGCCGCACCACGUGGCAUACCCGAACCGACGGUAUCGUGGAAGAAGGGUGGCCAGAAAUUGGAUUUGGAUAGCACGAAGCGUAUGCGAAUUGUCGACGGUGGCAAUUUGGCCAUACAGGAUGCACGUCAAAGUGACGAGGGUCAAUAUCAAUGCAUUGCCAAGAAUCCUGUGGGUGUACGAGAAUCUGUGUUGGCCACGUUGAAGGUGCAUGUGAAACCAUUCAUCAUACGUGGCCCACAUGAUCAAACUGUUUUGGAGGGCUCAUCGGUGACGUUUCCUUGUCGUGUUGGCGGUGAUCCAAUGCCAGAUGUUUUAUGGUUGCGCACAGCAUCCGGCGGAAAUAUGCCAUUGGAUCGCGUUAGCGUACUGGAAGAUCGCAGUUUGCGACUGGAGCGUGUGACAAUCGCUGACGAGGGCGAAUAUAGCUGUGAAGCAGACAAUGUCGUUGGAGCGAUCUCUGCGAUGGGCACCUUGACCGUUUUUGCACCUCCCAAAUUCAUACAGCGUCCAAUAAGCAAAUCCAUCGAACUGGGUGCUGACACUUCGUUCGAGUGUCGAGCGAGUGGCAAUCCACGCCCUACACUCUUCUGGACUAUUAAAAACAAUCGCACAAUUAUAUUUCCCGGUGCGCCGCCACUAGAUCGAUUUCAGAGCAUCAACACCGAGGAGGGUCACUCAAUAUUGACGCUAACGAAUUUCCAACGCACCGACCGCGAUUUGAUUGUGGUUUGUAAUGCGAUGAAUGAGGUUGCAACAAUAACGGCACGCGCGCAACUAACGUUAGACUCCCAAGAGGAUCGCCCACCGCCCAUAAUAAUUGCAGGACCAGUUAAUCAGACAUUGCCGGUGAAAUCACUGGCGACGCUACAAUGUAAAGCCAUCGGUUUGCCAAAUCCCACUAUCUCGUGGUAUCGCGAUGGCAUACCUGUGCAUCCGAAUGCCAAGGUGAACAUUACAGCAGCCGGCGAUUUGAUAAUUUCCGAUUUGGACCGCAAAGAAGAUCAGGGUUUGUACACGUGUGUAGCGAGCAGUCGCACCGGCAAGUCAACAUGGAGUGGUUACCUGCGCAUCGAAGUGCCAACCAAUCCGAAUAUAAAAUUCUAUCGCGCCCCCGAACAGACCAAGUGUCCCAAUGCGCCCGGCCAACCCACUGUACUGAAUGCAUCCGCCAAUGCGCUCACUAUCGUCUGGGCGACUAGCGACAAAGCGGGCGCCUCACCACUACUCGGCUACACGGUUGAGAUGUAUUCGACGAAUAAGAGUAAGACGUGGAUACCGAUAGCGUCACGCUUGAGUGAACCCAUUUUCACGGUUGAAGGCCUUAGCGGCGGUGCAGCGUACAUGUUUAUUGUGCGCGCUGAGAAUGCACAUGGCUUCUCACCGCCCAGUCCCAUUUCGGAGCCAAUUACAGCUGGUAAAUUAGUUGGUGCCGGCGGCAGGAGUGGCGCGGGUGGUGGCGGCAGUGGGGGCAUCAAUGUAGGUGGCAGCGUAGGCGGUGCGCCCACUUCGGAGCUGUUACUCAAUGAAGCGGAAGCUGUGUUGCAGACAAAUGACAUAGUCGAGCUGCUCGAGGCUAAUGCUACCGACUCGACGACCGUCCGAUUGGCUUGGGACAUUGACAGCGGUCAGUACAUUGAGGGUUUCUACAUCUAUGCACGUGAGCUGCACUCGGCUGAAUACAAAAUGAUGACCAUAUUGAAUGCGGGCAGCGGUGCGACGGCGUGCACGGUGAAUGGGCUGGAGAAGGCGAGCGUAUAUGAGUUUUUUCUUGUGCCAUUUUUCAAGAGCGUCGUAGGCAAACCGUCCAAUUCGAAGCGAGUGCGCACCAUGGAAGAUGUACCCGAAUCACCGCCACAUGCCAUGGAGGCCAUACAAUUCAAUCGGACAUCGGUAUUUCUCAAAUGGCAGCCGCCUUACCCGAAUAAGACACGAAAUGGCGUUCUAACCAACUACAAUGUGCUGGUGAAGGGCUUGGACUCACACAAUACAACACGUAUUUUCAAAAAUAUGACCAUCGAUGCCGGCUCACCGACUCUGCUGCUGGCCAAUCUCAGUACUGGAGUUACAUAUUACAUUUCCGUUGCGGCCGCCACGAAAGUGGGUGUGGGUCCAUUUAGUAAACCGGCCGUAUUGCGUAUGGAUCCACGCACACAGUCGCUCGACACGGGCUACACGAGAUAUCCCAUAAAUCGCGACAUUGCUGAUGAUUUCCUAACGCAGACUUGGUUCAUCAUUUUGCUGGGUUCGAUUAUAGCGCUAAUUGUCUUUCUGUUCGGCGCUUUGGUACUCUUCAAACGUUAUCAAUUCAUUAAGCAAACAUCGUUGGGCAGUUUACAUGGCAAUCACGCAAUUGGUGCCGUGCGAAAAUUCCCUACACUACCUUUGAAUGGCGCUAGCGGUGUUUGGAUCGAUCCAACGGGCGGCGUAUGGCGUCAAGCUAGCGCCUGCACAACAAAGGACCAACUUCCGGAUUACGCACAAGUCACCGGGCAACAAACGUUGCCAUUACCCGAUUAUGAACGCCUGACGCCGCUCAAUAUGCCCGAUUACGCCGAGGUUGCAUGUUCAACAUUUAAAACGCCAAACGGCCCAUUGGGACACGUAACGCCAAACGGAAAUGCACAUGCCAUAUUGCAGCAAACAUCCGGUAACGGUAACAAUGCUGGUGGUUCUAGUGUUGGUGGUGGUGGCGGCUGUAAUGUGCCAGCCCUCUCUGGCCAACACAAUGGAAUGGCGCUCUAUGAUAGCUGCGGCGCGUAUGCCACAACGAAUUUGGUGGCAAAUGCCAAACUCUAUCAGAAUCGUUAUGGCACAACGACAACGGGUAAGUCGGCGUCUGCAACACAGCCAACAUCAACGGCAACAGCGUCCAUAGUUAACAGCAAGGCAUUGCGCCAAUUUAGCAGCAAUAAUAAUAACAGCAACAGCAGCGUUAGUGGCAACAGUCCAGCACACAUGCAUAGCAAACAUGAUGAUUACCGCGCUACUGGCAUGUACUCAGCGCCACCGAGCGCACACUACGCGGGGCUCAUCGAUUUGGCUGCAUCUAAUCCAUUCAACGACAAAAUGACCGCCUCCACCGCAUCUACUGCUAUAUUGAGCGCAUCACCCGCGAAGAGCGCGUGUAAUAAGAAGGCCGACGCGAAGAGUCUUUAUGGCGGCAGCUGUGCUGGCAGUCAGCAGAAGAUUAAUAUCACCGAAAAUAAACUGGAUCUCAUGAGCAAUCUGAGCCGCAUUUCGCCCACACCCACUAGUGGCUCGUCCACCUCCUCUUCUGCCGCAACAGCGUCCAGCUCGGCGGGUAGUGAUAGCGUUGGCGCCACUGGUAACGCGCUCAUGCCACGCUUAAACCCUUUCAACACCGGCGGUUGCGCUAGCGCCAACUUUAACAAGCAACAACAACAGCAGCAACAACAACAACUAUUUGCCGCCAGCAAUGCAUUACGCCAAGGACUCGGUGCUUUUGCCAACACAACAUUGGCUGCGCAAAUGGUAAGCGGCGGUGGUGCUGGCACAUUGCGUCGGCAACGUCACCCAAAAAUAUUCAAAAGCGAGAAUAACAUCAACUUUGGCAAUAUAUAUGGCAGCAGUGGCGGCAAUGACAGUGCCAGCAAUAAUAAAUCACAAUUGCUCAUAAGCCACCUUGGCGGCGUUGGUACUGGUAAUGCGCUCACACUUAGCGCCGCCUCAAAUAGCAGCAGCGCUGCGCAUUUUGACUUUCUUACAGGCGCCGACGAAGAAGCGCUAAGUAGCGUUCACGCCAAAAAUAUCCCUAGCGAUGCGGCCGGCGAUUUUGGCGCCGCGCUUAGCACAUCAACGAAUCAACUGCUCAAUGAGUGGGCUUCCAGCGUCAGUGCAGCGGCCGCGGAGCAACAAUCAAGCGGCACACAUGCCAGCGUGCACAGCCUCACACAAUCAACCCACCAGCAAAAUCAACAACAAAAACAACAACAGCACCAUCAAACAAAUCACCCACACCACAACCAGCAGAAUUACAAUCACAGCUUCGGCAGCAAACAGCCGAGCAAGCAGCAUUUGUACGUGAAAGCGAAGGAUGGCUCCUGGACAGCUGUCUCCUCGGAUGCAUAUCAAUCCUAUAAGCAGCAGCAGCAACAAUCGCUAACACAAGGUGAUAAGCCACAACAGCAACAGCAACAACAACAACAGUCGAUAACAGCAAGUCAUAAUGCCAGUAAUUUGAAAGCCAGCAACAAUGCCAGCUGCAUUAGUAGUAGUAAUAGUAAUACCAGUAGUAGUAUUAAUAAUAGUAGUAGUACCGUUAAUGCUGGCGCCGCUCAAAAGAGCUUUGAAAGCAGCUUAAACGCAUAUAGCGCCUCGCCGCAAAAGAGUAGUGCUAAUAAUGGUAACAGUAGUUGUAGUAGUAAUUACAGUAAUAUGCCCGCCGCCCAACUGAAAGACACGCCCACACACGCACAAUCACAGCAGAGUCAAGCUGUAGCAGCAGCUGCUGCUAACGCAAUAUACUUCAGCAACUUCGGCGGCGUAAGUGAUAAAGUGUAAGAUGGCGCGCUUGCAAGUUCAUUAGCGCCCUUAUUCUCUCUGUUUCGCUUUAAUCUCACGUGGUGCGCGGUAGUGAGAGCUGUAGUUAGCGCUAACGCUUACUUUCCUAAUUACAUUGUAGGUACACACUAAUGCGAGUUAUUAACGCUCUACGUGCGCUAAGUAUGAGAGGCGGGAUCGUAAUAAAGUACGAAGAGAGAUGGAGAGACGAAGCGGUUAAGCGAAAGAGAUAACUAUAAGUUGGGCUUUUAGAUAAAAUAAAAUAAAAUGAUUUUUUGUGGUGGAGAUUAAUUGAAGAUUAGUCGCGAUUAGUUAAUCGCGUUUUGGUGCAUAAGUGAAACAUGCGGAAAAUUGGUAAGAAAAAAGGUGAUUCAUAUUAAUAUUUAAGUGACACAAAAGUACACAAUUAUUUGAAAUAAUCGACGACUUCAAAUUUUUCUACGAUCCUAACCCCUGAAAAAGGCAGGAAAUUAAGGAAAAAAACAGUUUCCAUUUGUUAAACGAUAAAUGAGUCGGUCUCCCUUCAAAGUGGUCUCCCCUCAAUUUACAAAGCACUUGUUCUAGGUCUUUCUUCCUCUCCUCGAAAUAGGUCAUUAUUUGGUAUGUCCUUGAGCUCCUUCUUUGAUUGUAUUUUAUAAACUCAAUUACAAUUAACAACCUAUUUAUGUGUCGUUUCAAACCUUUUUUUUUUUAGGGAAAGUUUUUUAUUUCUUUAUUUUA
Messenger RNA from Ceratitis capitata (Mediterranean fruit fly), 5637 nucleotides. Its product is annotated as roundabout homolog 2. The record is from RefSeq and is a predicted model, not a curated record. Gene Ontology annotation, molecular function: protein binding. NCBI's taxonomy places the organism in Eukaryota, Metazoa, Arthropoda, Insecta, Diptera, Tephritidae. Bases 1 to 4917 code for a protein of 1638 amino acids. The transcript is spliced from 12 exons.